Clunio marinus is the source of this 204-nucleotide messenger RNA. Lineage: Eukaryota; Metazoa; Arthropoda; Insecta; Diptera; Chironomidae. The record is from the annotation of a GenBank genome assembly.
AUGGAAAGCAGAAACUUUUUUCUCGACUCUACGAGAAUAGACCUGAAUGGCAAUAAAAUUAGUGUAGGAAAUGAAAUAUCUAUGGCAUUGAAAUUUUCUUCUCGUUUAUCAUCUUAUUCCGCUUUAGAAAAUUACAUUCGAUUAAAAUUUUUUCAUCAAACAUCACGAAAUCAGACUCGCCCUGAUCACACGAAAGAAAAAUGA